AUGGAAACACCUCGACAAAUGUUUUUAAUUCAAAUAUUGAAUGAUGAAAAUUUACGAUCUCCAAAUUAUAUAACAGUUAAAGUUCUUCAGGAAAUCAAAAAAGCUAAUUGUGAUUUAAUAAUAAUAAUAAUACAGGACGGAUACUCUGUUAAACAUUUUUUAAACUUUAUCCAUGAGAAUAGAAUUCUAAAUACGAAGGCUAAUUACAUAAUGUUGCAUGAUUAUCGUAUAUUAAAUUCAGAAAUGUUACAUAUAUGGAACAAAAUAUUAUCUUGUGUUUUAAUAAAAAAAAUUGAAAGAGAUCGUAAAUUUGAAAAUAUGUCAACGUGGUUUGAAUUAUUGACAGUCCCAUAUCCAAAUAUCAUUUUAAGAGAAACAUUUUAUGGAAAACUUUUAAACCGAUGGAAAUACGGAAAAAUGCAGCGUAGAAAUGUUAAUUUCUUUAACGACAAAACUACAAAUUUACAAGGUGUCCGUUUAAAAACUGCAAUGUACGAACACUUUCCGAUGGUUAUCAAAACUUCAAACUCCAAGCCAUAUAAAGGAAUUGAAUACAACAUUUUAAACGCAAUUCAGAAAAAAAUGAACUUCAAAAUGAAAAUUUAUGAAACUUCGGAUUCAAAAAUUGAAAAAUGGGGUCGACAACUUCCCAAUGAAUCUUUUACUGGACUGGCUGGUGAAAUUGUUUAUGGAAGAGCACAUUUUGUUAUUGGUAACUUAUACGCGAAUCUUUUCAACUUAAAAAUUAUGGAUUUUAGUAUAGCACAUUCAAUUGAAUGUUUGACAUUUCUGACACCGGAAUCAUCAACAGAUAAUUCUUGGAAAACAUUAUUUGCACCUUUUAGUGGUGAAAUGUGGGCAUGCGUUAUAAGUUCACAAAUUUUAAUAGGCUUAAUUUUUUAUUAUUUAAAAGCACAAAGCGCCUUUUUGAAAGAUACUUUCGACGAUUUAUCCAACUGCUUUCUCCUUACUUAUAGUAUGUUACUUUUAGUAUCAUUAUCAAAAAUGCCUAAAAGCUGGUCUUUAAGAGUAUUAGCAGGAUGGUAUUGGACUUAUUGUCUACUUAUAGCCUGCACUUAUAGAGCUAGUUUUACGGCAAUUUUGGCAAAUCCUCCAUCAAGAAUUACCGUUGACAGUGUAAGGGAGUUGUCUGAAAGCGGAAUUAAAUGCGGAGCAUUGGGUUUUAAUAAUAAAAUUUUAUUUCAGGAUUCGUUCGAUGAAUAUGUUCAAAAAAUUGGAAAUUAUUUGGAACACGUAGAAACAACAGAAGGAGUAACUUUAAGAAUUCUUAAAGGUGAUUUUGCUUAUUUUGAUAAUGGAUACUUUUUAAGAUACCUUAGAUCAAAUACUAAAAAUGAAAAAACUGAGAAAGAAAACUUAAAUGCAGAUGCCUUGCAUAUUAUGAAAAGUUGUGUGUAUAAAAUGCCAGUCUCAAUUGGGAUGGAGAAAAAUUCUCCGCUUAAACCAAGAGUUGACAAAUAUAUUAGAAGAUUAAUGGAAGGAGGUCUUUUAACUAAAUGGUUAAAAGAAGUAAUAGAAGAUUUGCCAGUCGAAGCUGAAGCACCUCAAGAAGCAUUAAUGGAUUUAAAUAAAUUCUGGAGUUCUUUUGUUGUGUUAGGCAUAGGGUAUUUUUUAGCUUUUUUAGCACUGAUUUAUGAACACUUACAUUUUAAAUAUAUUGUUCAAAAACAUCCGCUGUAUGAUAAAUUUAAUCCGAAAAAAUAUUAUAAUUUUGUUAGAGGAAAGAAGCAAGCAAGUAACAAAAGAUACUAA
Condylostylus longicornis is the source of this 1773-nucleotide messenger RNA. It is a transcript of the gene Ir68a, whose product is annotated as glutamate receptor ionotropic, kainate glr-3. The record is from RefSeq and is a predicted model, not a curated record. Gene Ontology annotation, cellular component: membrane. The transcript is spliced from 8 exons. NCBI's taxonomy places the organism in Eukaryota, Metazoa, Arthropoda, Insecta, Diptera, Dolichopodidae. Gene Ontology annotation, molecular function: glutamate-gated receptor activity. The coding region runs from base 1 to 1773 and encodes 590 amino acids.